CAUUCUGUUAACGGAGCUGGAGUGAGUGUGUGUGUGUGUGAGCGCGCAUGUGUGUCAGAUGACCACAAACUUUUUCCAUUGCGCCUCAAAUCUUCCGAAUGGAUGGAAAGUGCCACAUUUAGGCCUGCAGUCCAUCAAAAAGCUUUGUCUAACACACACUCAUCCCUCGGGAUCUGUUUUUAUCAUGAUUUGAAGACUUUUUUCCCUUUCACAGACGCAGAAGAAAGCUCAGGACAAAGAGGAAGAAAGGAAAAUAUUAAACAUUUAAAAAAAAAACUUUGUUAGAACUGACAAAUUGAUGAAGUGGUGCUGAUUUGGACGAGAUCCUCACGUCCUUGUUUAAAUCAUGGGUGACUGGAGCACCUUGGCGAAGCUUCUCGAUAAGGUGCAGGUGUACUCGACGGCUGGAGGUAAGCUCUGGCUCUCCGUCCUCUUCAUCUUCCGCAUCCUGGUGUUGGGAACGGCCGUGGAGUCGGCGUGGGGCGACGAGCAGUCAGCGUUCGAGUGCAACACGCAGCAGCCGGGCUGUGAAAACGUCUGCUACGACAAAUCCUUCCCCAUCUCACACGUGCGCUUCUGGGUUCUGCAGAUCAUCUUUGUCUCGGUGCCGACGCUCCUCUACCUCGGCCAUGUGCUCUUCCUCAUGCACAAGGACGAGAAGCUGAAGAAGAAGGAGGAGAGGCUGAGGAAAGCCGAGAGGGAAGGGAGCAACGUCCACGCUUGCCUUCACAAAAUCCAGGCCAAGAAGUUCAAGUACGGUUUGGAAGAACCUGGAACGAUCAAAAUGAGAGGAGCCUUGUUUUAUACCUACAUCAUAAGCGUGGUGUUGAAAUCUGUAUUCGAGGUGGCGUUCUUGCUCAUACAGUGGUACCUUUAUGGAUUCCGUUUAUCAGCGGUUUACACGUGCGAGAGGUUCCCUUGCCCGCAUAAAGUGGACUGCUUCCUGUCUCGUCCUACGGAGAAAACCGUGUUCAUCAUGUUCAUGCUGGUGGUGUCAUUAAUCUCGCUGGCUCUUAACGUCUUCGAGUUUUUCUAUGCCAUCUUCAAGAGGAUGAAGGAUCACUUCAAAGAAGCUGAGAAGCUGCUGGUCAUGGAGAGCACGAUCAGGCGGUGUCCUGGAGAAGACAUGUCCAGCUACGGGUACCACUGCUCGGCUCCUGUCUCUAACCUAGGCUACAAUUUAGACACAGCAGAUAAAUCCAACUCCUCGGAUAAUUUUGACAAACAAGCCAAUGAGCAGAACUGGACUAACUACAGCACGGAGCAAAAUCAGCUCGGCCAGAGAGAUUAUUGCCCGUCUCAGACGUUUGUGUAUCCACAGAAAAUGCCUCUGGGUAAAGACCUCAUGCUUCUUAAACAGCUCGACCCUCGACCCCAGAGUCGCUCUAGCAGUCGUGCCCGGCCUGAUGACCUGGACAUCUAGGGGUUUAGACUUUUAGCCUGUGAAUAUCAAUUUAUGCUAAAUGUUCUCAUUGAUGUGCUCUAAAUACUGUGAGCUACUCAGUCCUCAGUCUAGCUACAAGGACGAAUUGAUGCUUUAACAAGAGAUUCCGCUCUGAAUUGAUUCAAUUGAAAAGAACUGCAUCUGGGCAAUUUUAUGCAAAUGUACUGUAUUUUUUUCCAUAUAAGCAAUUUAAUAUAACAUUUACAUUGCUUCUUCAUUAUGCGCAUUAUUAGUCUGUUCUUCAAUUGUUUCAUACAAUAGCUGUGAUCUCAAGUCUAUGAAGGAUCUAUAAUGCUAGAUUUUUGAAAGUAAUGUAUAAACCAAAUCAAACAAAGGAUUUUGAAAUGAUUUUUUUUGGUAUAACUGGGUUAUCAGGAAUAAGCAGAACAUCAGUAUAAGGUUUAAUUUUUGGCAUCCACAUCCGAAUAUUUGCUCUUAACAAAUGUCUUAAAGUGGAAUAUUCAGGAUUUUUGUGGAACUGACCGCAACAGCACCAUUAAUGGACGUAUGAAGUACACACAGGAUAAUAAGAAGUAGUGAGGGGUGAACCUGGGGCUGAUUUCUUUCUAGCCCAGACUGUAGAUUCAUGCAGCCUAUCAGUGACAGCCGUAUCAGGUGAUGACACAAAGUGACAUGUGCCCUAGAUUUUUUCAUUUGGGUUGAUAUUUUCACAUUCAUAAGCAAUGAUUGAGAAGGUACAUGUGAAAUACUGUCACGGGUGUAAUGGGCACGAAUGGUGUGAAUUAUUUACUCAAAUCAUCCUUUUUUUUUUUUUUCCAAAAAGUAGACAGCCUAAGUACAUAAUAUUCAAUCAAAAGUACAAAUUACAUGAAAGGAUAUAUGACCGAACUGUAAGUUUGGUGCUUUUUGGUUUGAAUGAAAGGGUUACAGCUUCUGUGUUUAUCGUGUUUGGUAUGUGAAAGCAACACAGCAUGAACCUAGAAGAGCAUUACGGAUUCGAAACAUUUAAACCAAUUCAGUAAUCAGGAAUCCAGCUGCCGAUCUGCCUUUAAGUAUGCGUGUGUAAUAGUAAUAGUUUUCCCACAUGAUUCUUAUCAUCCUGUUCCUGAAACCUUGUGAUAUAGAGCAUUACUCAACCCUAAUGGUUUCACUGUUAAGAUAUUGAUAGAGAUCGGCUUUCAGCCAUCACUGUAUAUUUCUAAUCAAGUCAUGGUGUUUCGAUCUUUAAAAUGCAGCGUCUGUAGAAAACGUGUUCUCUCCUAAAUCCAAGUUUUCUACAUGAUGCUUUAUCCCAUGGUGAUGCUGCACUUAUGCAUAGUAAGUCUACAUGAGUUCAGCUGUCACAUCUAUAACACUGGAAUUGCCCAAGUUUGUGUUUAUUUUUAAUGGGAGCUUUAACAUGUACUGUUCGAAAAAUACUUUGCUGUUCCACACACAUAUCUUUAUUAAAAGAUAAUGAGUGACAUUUUCAUAUUUUUAUUUAAUAUUUCUUUGGAUAUACUUUACAUUAAGGUUCAUAGUCCUGACAUUAUUGAAUACAUACUUCAGCAACUUCAGCAUUAAUACACCAUAAGUAACUUUUACAAAAUAACUAACGCUUAAAACAAAAGGGUUAAAUAAUCAUAACAUUUGCAGUUGUGGUAAAAGUGACCAAAUUUCAACUGAGGCUAAAAAGUAUUUUUUAAUAUUUACACCUGGAGACUAUAGCUCAGUAAGUUUUCAACAUUCAGUAACAUACUAUAAUUUAAUUUUAGCUAAUUUACAUGAACAACUUUUAGUAAAUGCAGGUGUAUUUAGUUAACAUUUAAACAAUUAUCAAUUAAUACAUGUGUUAGCUUUGUUAUUUUAGCACUACUUAUGAUUUUAUUAAUGCAUUUAUUAAAGUUUAACAUUUUACUAUGUUGCAUGACGCAGUAAAUAAUGUUAGCCAACUGGACUUUAAUGUAAAGUGCUACUAUUUCUACCAUUUGUUUUAUUAAUAUAUAGUACUGAGGUUCAUUUCUGCCAGAGUAUUACCAUUUUUACAGAAAGUAAAAUUCAAUUUAAAAAAAAAAAAUACUACUUUUAAUAUUAUCAUGAACUAUUACAGGUUCCUGGAUUUUCUAUUAACUUAGUUCAGCCCAGUUUGCACUAUGAAUUGAUGAAGUCUUAAUAAUGGAAUUGGUAAUAUUGUGUAAGUGCCAAUUGUUUGUACUGUGUUGUGCAAUUUCAACACAGUACAAUGUGUUUGUCUCAUGUCAGAUUUUUCAGUCAUUCAGGUUAAUUUCAUGUCUAUUUAGAAACAAGUUUCACUUUAUAUGUAUUUCAAAUAUUUUUGUAUGUUCUGUGAUUUUUUUAAUACAAUGUAAAUACAAUGUUACAAUAAAUAAGAAGUAAGAAAAGGAAAUUAAAAUGGUUUAAUAUAAUGAAACAUACUUAAAGAAAAUACUUUUAAUCUCCUUGUUAGAAGUUCUCAGUUUAAGUUUUGCUAAGAAAGAUAAAGGCAAGACAUUGUAAAGCAAAAAUUCAUCCUAAAAUAUAUUCUAAAAUGCAGGAAACUGCUAAAAUGUUUAAAGAAUUUGAAGGAACAUAUUUUAAAUAUAGCUGUAUUACAACACUCCAGUCUAGUUGAUAUGAAUCAUAUGUGAUGUGUGCAAAUAUUUUGUAUAUGUGAAAUAUGCAAGUGUUGUAAAUACGUGUACAAUUUCAACCUUAUGUUGGGUCUGAAAUUUAACAUAUUCAACCAUCAGACACAAAGAAUCUUUCGUAAAGCUAUAAGCCUUUUUUUUUUUUAUAAAAAAAUGUUUUUCCACUGAGGGAAAGCAGCCAGAUUUUCUCCUCGAAGCCAGUGGAUAAAAAUGUCCACCCGACUCCUUUUGCUGCAGUUCAGUGCCAGUGGCGUGUAACGUGAGUAUCAUAGGACUGUUUCAACAGUUCAGUAAUGUCUCUUGUCUAGUGUGAACAUUUCUUAACUGACAAAAGGAUCUCUUGUGAAUCCAAAAUAGAAAUCUGAAAUGAAAAGGUCAAAAAGUUUCCCCAAUACUCAGAGUUUCCUAUUUAUCCAUGCAGCUAAACAGAAACAUGUGUGAACAAAGCUCCACAUGGGGCUUGUUCCAAGGGGGGAAAAAAUAGGCAUUUGAACUAUGUGUUUAGAAUUCAUUCAGCAGUACAUACAAAUGUUCUAGCAAAAUCUCUGUCAAAAAAUUGCAUCAUGUACUUAUGUGACAUGAAACAACUCAAUUUAAAAGUUAACUAAACAAUCAAACACUUUAGCUAGGACUAACAUACUUUAAAAUAAUUCUCCCUUUAAAUAUGUCUCUAUGUGGACCAAGACAUGUCUGGAUUUUUUUUUUUCUUUUUUAAAUACGAGACUGGUCCUGAGCAAGAUUGGUACAAGCUUAGCUAGCACAAUCAUUGCCUGAAUAAUUAAAGCUAAAACAUUAGCUGCCUUCUGAUGUUAUUUAUAUAACAGUAAUUAAUUUACUUUAAGUAAUUUAAGUAAGAAAAAACAAAUCACUUGAGGUAUGCAGCUAUAGGAAUAAAAUCAACAACGGGAUAUUGUGAUAAAGCAGAAUUACAUACUGUUACCAACUCAAAGUUGAUUAUUUUCCUAUAACAGCACCAAAAUGUGUUUACUUGGCAACAAUUACAUGUUUUAAAAAAAAAAAUUAUUAAAUAAUGAUGCCAUACUUUUUGUCCAUUUAUAGUUAUCUUUAAUGUUGUGGAACAUCUGCAAAAACAAGUUACUUCCUGUUUCAUUUACAAUCAUUUAUGUUAUUUCAUUUACAAUCAUUUACAUUAUAGCACUUACUGUAUAAACAGUUCAUUGUCUCACCAGCCUCUCUCUUUUUUCUUUCUUUUGAAGUUGAUAAGACAAAAAAAAGCAGAAACCACAAUGCCCACUCUCCUGAAGACUUUCCUGUGACAGAACACUUAAAGUUACAGCUUUUACCUGUAAGUUGUUACUACAGAAAAGAUAAGAAUGAAUGUAAUAAUAUAAACCUGUGAUUUGUCUUGUACCUGGAACUUAAUGAAUACCAUCUGAUCAAUCAGAUUUGUGAAUUCAAAAGUGACGUGGAAUAUUGAAUUAAUUAUGUUGAAUAUUCUUUUUUUCAUGUUGCCUUUUUUGUGGGACCUUUGCUCUUGUAAUCUGCUUUGAGACUGUAGGGAUGUUUGGCUGAAGUUAGGAAGAAGUCUGAGCUGCACUAGAACCGGCUAGAUGGGGGAAAAAAAACAAACCAAAAAAAUUGCUAAGGAAAGAUUUGUGUUUGGAUGGAAUGCUGCAUUUGGACUCGGAGUUCAGAGAGAGUUCUUCAGUUUAGUUCUUUCUUCAUGAAUGCAACAUUUAGGACUUGCAAAACCUGAAUAAGAGCUCAAUUGAGGUCUGUGCAGAUAGCCAAAACUGAUAGAGGGACAUUUCUUUGAUAAUCCGCCCAGAAGUAUUUAGUUUAAUUUAAUUUUUAUACAAUCAAUCACAAUUUACUUCAAUGACUAGUGGCAGUAAAUCUAAGAUUUGUGAGCUCCUUUUGUAAUCUGAAAGAAAUCUUCUAUUAAAAAAACACAUUCACUUUAACUACUAGUAAUUUGGACUGAUGUAGCUACAAUCUUGAAGUUGUUUUUCUCACCCCAGAAACCAGUUCUAACACACCUUAUCAACAUUAUAAUGACUUGAGAUAAGUGUGCAUUUGUAGAACUGGGACAAAACGUUGUCAUAUUCAGUGGUACUCUACAGAGAGAACUGAUUGUGUUAGCUACAUUAGUCUUGUAGCCAGACAACAUGUAUUUCACUGACGCAAAUUACCCAAAUUACCCUUUAAAAACUAUUAGUAGUGGCUGGUGUAGAUGGACUAGCAAGGCUAAGCCCUCUGUCACAGCUCCAUCAAUGGUUGUAGGAAAAGUAGACACAAUGCCUUGAAGAAGCAAAGCUGGGGCUGAUUUCUUUCUAGCCCAGACUGUAGAUUUGUGUCAUGUCUGAUGUUUCAUAGAGUGAAAUGCUGCCUAGAUUUGAUCUCAAUUUGGACUGAUUUUUCAGCUUGUGUCACUGAAACAUCCGUAACAUGUCAUCAGGAGUUGUUGAGAACAUAGGUAGACUAAGCACACAGGGCAUCUGCUAAUUGCUUUUCACAACCUGGCUGCCAGGACAGAGAAGACCCUUCUUCUUGAACCUUGAGGUAUGUUGGGUCCAGUUGACUCAUUUUAGAGGCUUGAAUGGAUCAUGGUGCAGAGUGGGGUUUGAUCAUUACUGAAUCAGAUGUGAGCAGCUGCAUUAAGCCAAUAGAGGGAAUGCAGCGAUGGCACGGUGUGGGAGAACUUGGGGAAGUUUAAAAUAAGUCUUACAGCUGCAUUCAUCAGUUGCAAGGGUGGGAUGGCAUGCAGGUCUCAUGAUGUGGACUUUCCCUUACAGGCUUUUUCCUGCUUAAUACCCUCCCACUGGUUCUGGAUUGGGUAAUUGGCUUGGAAAAAGUACUCAGCUACGUGAUAUAAGGGCAGAUAAAUACCCUGCAGGUGUGUGCAUUAUGAUGGUACCCACCCAGUAGGGGAGAUGUGGCAUGAUUGCUGGAGUGUUGGCAACAGCAUGCAUCAUUACUAUGGUUUCCAGUUAUGUGCAUUUCUCUUGAAGUGCUAUCUGGUGUUCUGGUGUAUAUUUUACCGUACAAGGGCAGGCUUUCCAGGAGUAAGUUGCAGCAGCCCAAUGCCGAGUUGACAAAGGAACAAGCACCUGAGUGGCCUUUGUGGAUAGAAAUGGCUGGAUCCUCCUGAUGUUAUAAGGAGAAAUCUGCAUUACUCCGUCAGGUUACUAAUGUGAGGAGAAAAGGAUAUUUGGCUGUCCAGCACUUCCCCAAGAUUGUGUGCAGUGACAGAUGCACAUGGUGUGAUCUGAGAGUUGUCCAAGGGGAUCACAAGAUCUUGAAAUGGUGAUGCAUCUCCAGUGAUAUACAGCAGCUCAGUUACGCUGAGAUUUCCAGACAUGUAGAUCCAUGCAGAUACAUGAGUGCCUGAGGGAGGAAAAGAGAUUAUAAGCUGAGUGCCAUCAGGACAGCAGUGGCAUGAAAAUCCAUGUGAGGAUAUGACCUCACUGACAGAGCGGGUAUGGCCUUGUGGGACACCAGUAGAGAGCAGAUGUACAUCCCCUCUAUGCCACCUGGUAUGGCCAAUCCUCCAGCUAAGAAGCAACCCACCACUAUACCUUACCACUAAUUCCAUGACUCCUGAGGAUGGACAGGAGAGUGUUGUGAUUCUUGUGACAGUUUGGCUGAUCUAGUGCUAUGAAGCUUCUCUGUAACAGCCAGAAGGGCAGUUUCUGUGAACUGUGCUGCCUUGAAGCCAGACUUGUUAGAAUCUUGGAGAUCAUUCUGGGCAAGAUAGAUACAACUAAUUGUAUAGAGCAUGUUCAAAAAUUUUAGAAAGAAAGGAGAGAAGUCAUACAGGUCGGGAGCUGCUGAUGUCUGGGGUAUCUAGUGAGAUCUACUUCAGGAUGGGAAUAACUGCUGCUGUCUUGAUGACAGUCGGUACAUGAUGAGAUGUUAUGGAUUUUUAUGAUGGGAGUGAUGAAGGGGAGGAGGUCUUUCCAGAUGGUCUGGAUCAUUGUAGAAGGGAUGGAAUCCAGUGGGCAGGUGGUAGGA
This is a messenger RNA of Pangasianodon hypophthalmus (striped catfish), 8007 nucleotides long. RefSeq names its product gap junction protein alpha 1a (gene gja1a). The record is from RefSeq and is a predicted model, not a curated record. Lineage: Eukaryota; Metazoa; Chordata; Actinopteri; Siluriformes; Pangasiidae. Gene Ontology annotation, biological process: cell communication. Bases 347 to 1423 code for a protein of 358 amino acids. The transcript has 2 exons. Gene Ontology annotation, cellular component: connexin complex.